Messenger RNA from Fomitopsis serialis, 2121 nucleotides. Its product is annotated as FAD binding domain-containing protein. Gene Ontology annotation, molecular function: FAD binding. NCBI's taxonomy places the organism in Eukaryota, Fungi, Basidiomycota, Agaricomycetes, Polyporales, Fomitopsidaceae. The record is from RefSeq and is a predicted model, not a curated record. The coding region runs from base 231 to 1907 and encodes 558 amino acids. The transcript is spliced from 10 exons.
CUACUCAGCUACCCUUCUUGAUCUGGGGAGUCAUGUCGGGAAAUAUUGGUAGUCUUCGUGUGCAAGCAACAAAGUUCUCGGACAUCAAGUCAUCCUUCUUAUAUAGCUCCUCGGUGCAACCAUCUCUGCGACCUCGAGCUCGUACUCAGUCGCUGCCGUCGCAAGUUCAGAUUGCCUCAUCCUUCGGGCCUUCUCCCCUAGUUGGUUGACUUACCCGCGAUCCGUUGAACAUGGCAUACAAGCCAGCCGUUCUUAUCGUCGGAGCUGGGCCCACUGGUCUAGUGCUCGCUCUUUCGCUACUCAAGAGUGGCGUUCCUAUACGUAUCGUCGAGAAACUGAGAGCUCCUCACGGGGGCGCCCGGGGCACAGCCAUACAGCCUCGUACCCUAGAAUUGCUGGCGUUUCUCGGGGUCGUACACGAUAUAUUCGCAGUCUCUACCCUGCCGCUCCUGAUGGCCACACAUGGGACCGGUCAGGAAGUCUUGAAGAUCACAAGAUGGGAGCAAGAGGCCCAACCAUCCCCUCACAUUCCCUAUCCCCGGGUCGCCUCUUGUAGCCAGGCCGAGUUCGAGAAAGUCUUAAGGAAGCACAUCGAGAAGCUGGGCGCGAAGGUAGAAUAUGGGGUCGAACUUACGAAGUUUGAGCAGCAUGCCAGUGGAGUGGUAGCGAAUCUUCGGGGUUCGUCCACUGGCGAUGCUACAUAUGAAGAGACAGUUGAGUGCGCGUACAUGGUUGGUGGAGAUGGCGCCAAAGGGCACGUCCGAAAGAGUCUUGGCUUGCCCUUUCUGGGAGAGACCAAGGAAGCGGAGCGCAUGCUCACAGCAAGUGUAGACGUUGACGGUCUUGACCGAGAGUACUGGCACACGUGGGGAGCGUUCAACAGAGCGGCGUUUGCGCUGAAGCCACUCAAACCGGCUCCCCUAUUCCAGGUCCAAGCAGUCGGUCCCGAUCUGCCUGCGACCCUUCCCACCGACACUGAAGGUAUUCAGCGGCUUUUCGUAUCAAUCAGCGGUAGUCAGAAUAUCACCUUGUCCAAUGCCACUUGGAUCUCGGAGUGGAGGGCGAACAUUCGAAUGGCGAGUGCUUUCAGCGUCGGAAGGGUCUUCUUGGCUGGAGACAGCGCACACUCCCACUCGCCAGCAGGUGGUCAAGGCGGGAACACCGCGAUGCAGGAUGCAUUCAAUCUGGCCUGGAAGCUCGCCCUCGUCACCCGUGGGCUUGCAUCGCCUGCCCUUCUCAAAACCUAUGAGGCUGAGCGUGUGCCAGUCGUGGCGGAGAUGCUCAGCCUGUCCACGCAGCUUCAUUCCCUCGCCUUUAACCGGCCUCGUGCCUCGACCCUCGACGCAGGCGAAGAGCUUCGCAACGACAAAGUCAUGUUUCGUCCGAGGCAGUUGCUCCAACUCGGAAUCAAUUAUCGAUGGUCGCCCAUUGUCCUGGAAGCUCGCGCUGGCGAAGAUGAUACAUCGGCGAACAAUCCGUACGGGCAGGAGUCAUCGAAAUUACGCGCUGGAGACCGUGCACCGGAUGCGACGCCACUCGUCGAUGCAGACAACACUCCGGGUGGAGUCAUUACGUUGCACUCAACUUUCUCCACUGAGCACCACACGAUUCUCGCCUUCCUAUCCGCCACAGAUACGCUCGCGCACCUCAAACCCCUGACAGAGUAUGUUGACGGGGGACUAGCAAGAAUCUCCGUGGUUCACAAGAGUGUGCUGGGAAGGGAAAUGCGACCCAAAGAUUCGCGAGCCCUCGUUGAUGUCGAAGGGACGGCCCAUGCGGGUUAUGACGUGCACGGCGAUGGACUCUCCUUCGUGGUGGUCAGACCGGACGGCAUCAUCGGAGCGUAUACGCAUGACGUGGCCGAUAUUGGUCGUUACUUCGCGGCUGUGCGGGGGUUCGCUGCUUGACAAGUAUCACGAGCGGUAAGUGUAGUAAGUCUACGACGACAUGUGAAGAAUCCGAAAUGUACAAUGUCAUUGUGAUCUGCGUUGUGAUGGUAGAACGGAUGGACCGCGAGAUGAUCUCGGACGUAACUUGAAUGGCAGAGACGGGAUGUACUACAGUCCCGGACAAGCAAAGGCGACAAUCUGUAUAGCGCUCGAACGCGACUUUUCCGCAAGA